AUGACAACCUCACAUAGACCUCAGUUGGAGGCGCGAAAUGGUGCCAAGGAAAGCUAUGUUCCAACUAGCAUUCAACACGCCAGGCUUCUUCCUGGACAUACCAAGAUGAAGUACAGGAAGCGGAAACUAGAUGGUAUAGCGGAUGCUUCAAUCGAUGGCAAGCGAAGGAAACCUCAACAACCCUCUACGAUCACAGAUAACUUAAGGAACGAAGCAUCACAUGAGCUCGAAGCCAGUUUGCGUGAAGAAUCAGGAAGCGAGGGAGACGAUGACGAUGACGAUGACGAAGAGGAAGAAGACGAAGGAAAGAGCGAUUACGAGGACGAGGAUGAAGAGGAGGAAGACCAAGAAGCUCUGUUGGAAGAGCUACACAAAAUCCGGCAAGAGCGCAUGGUUCAAAAGCUCAAAGAGGAACGAGAGAAACAAGAAGAAGAAGGUGAACUCAACACCCCGGUAGAACUCCCAACAGUUCGCAAGAGCUGGCGUUCUCAGACAGUGUUGGGUCGCGAAAAGUCGAAUAAAAACACUGAGCUCACUUCAAAGGAUCCAAAAGAUGACUACACCAACGAUAUGACCAAAAGUAAGUUCCAUCAUGAUUUUCUGCGCAAGUAUGUCAGGUAA
This is a messenger RNA of Lachancea nothofagi CBS 11611, 621 nucleotides long. NCBI's taxonomy places the organism in Eukaryota, Fungi, Ascomycota, Saccharomycetes, Saccharomycetales, Saccharomycetaceae. The record is from the annotation of a GenBank genome assembly.